This is a messenger RNA of Heterobilharzia americana, 2246 nucleotides long. NCBI's taxonomy places the organism in Eukaryota, Metazoa, Platyhelminthes, Trematoda, Strigeidida, Schistosomatidae. The record is from the annotation of a GenBank genome assembly.
GUUAUAGAAGGCGUAUUUUCAAAAUAUUGUUCAGCUUAUAUAAAAAGUUUACCACAACACAGCUUCACUUUGCUAUAAUCCACUGUUAGUGCUCCGCAAAAAAUAAGUCAUCAAAAUUAUAUCUGCAUGUGGGUUCAGUACUGAUGCUGACCAAGUUACUGUCAAUAGUCUAUUUUGUAAUACUGUCUUAAGUCCUACUUAUUAUGUUCUAUUAAACUGUGUUAUUAUUCCUUUUAGAUUAUCUUUACUGGCUAUUUUUAGUUUCAUAUGUGUUAUGUCCGAAUCACUGAAUCAGUUGGCUAAAUCAGCAGCUUUUCUAAUACUUCAUGAAAAUCUUGAGCGCUGGGCUUCUUCAUACCAGAAGAACACUUGCGACGAAAAUGUGGCGAUGGGUUGUGAGAUUAUUGAGCUGAAUGCAAGGAUACAGAAUCAGCUCUUUCGCUUGAUAACUAUUUGCGCAGCGGAAGGUGGACUUUAUGGAGGUGCCAGUGCGAUUAAGCUUAGACUUUUACCACUUCUUGGUUCCGGUACUGUAUUCUCUGGUUUCACUGUUGGACCACAAACAUCGAUUCCUCAUGUGUUUUCUCCUAAACCAUAUGAAUCCAACUUUUCAAAAUAUUCCAGAUUAAAUAUUGAAGAUAAGAGUGAAUUUGAUCCAGUUGAAACACGUCAUGAAAAUAACCGAUUGCGAGACCAGAUACUUUCACUGGAAGGGGAAAAUGAACGUCUUAAAUCUCAGAUAUGUUACCCAACUCAUAAUGAAUAUGAUCUGAGUCGAAAUAAUUAUGGAUCAUUAAAGAACCUUCCAACUUCUGCAAAAAUGUACACAGAACUGGAUGUUGGCCCACUAUCCUUAUCUGCUCCAGCAGAUUUAAAACCGUCUAUGCUAACUGGUGUAAGUCCAUUGAGCCCAAAUGAUCCAAUUCAAAGAUACAGACAACAAAUUUUGGUAAUGCGUUUCAAUGAAUUAUUUUCGUUGCAUCGAAUUGAAGCAAUGGGCAUGUUAAGGCGCUAUAUAGAUGAUUAUGAAGCUAAUCAAAAGAUCAUAUUCUAUGCUGUAUUGGAAUCAUUUUCUGUGGCCAAAUCGCAUUUUCGAACGUACCGAAAUCGUGUACGCAAACAAAUUGCAACAAAUAAUAUAAUUACAACAGAAACAUUAGAUGAAUUAGUACAGUCAUACAUAAAUAUUCAUGCCAGUCAUUCAGUUGACAUAUCACUGCUUGUUAAAGAUGUGUGCUUAGCUAUGGAACGUCGUGUCCCCCGGGUACGUCGUCCAUCACAUAAUCUUGGCUUUGAAAUGAUUAAAGACUUUCUACAUGAAACAUGCAAACUUGCCUGGGAGUGUGCUGCGCUGAGUCAUCCACUUGAUGUUAGCAGACCAGUGUGUGAAAAUGAACUGAUUGAUGAAACAAAGUAUAGACGUAGUCACGAUUCAUCGUAUCCAACAUUACUAAUUCAUCAUCACAUAUGGCCAUGUUUAAUGCAGGGAGAACGGAUACUUGUGAAAGGAGAAGUUUGUACCAGAGGAACCUCUAACUCUUAUGGUUUCGAAGUAAUGUCAUCAGACAACCGAAGAGUACCAGACCGUUGUCGUAAUCGUUUGUACUCUCGUUCAUGUUCGCCAGUACGUCCAACUACAUCUCCAGGUGAUAGAGAGGUCGAUCGAGGGUGACAUUUAGUGCACGAAAGCGUCUUCAUCUCAAAAGAAUACGAAAUCUGAAAUGACUUAAUUUUAUAUUUCCAUUGUCAAAUUAAAAAUUCAAUAAACUAACUAAAUCUACAUUUUCCCAAAAAGAAUUAAAGCUAAUUAACAUUUAGUAAGGCAAUUUAAUGAAGUAUAUUUCCUCUCAUGCCGGUUUUGUUUAUUACCUUUCUUUAAGCUUUGCAUUUAAAAAAGAAUGAACAUAAUAUUUAUUACCUAACCUAAAAAUUAAUCUUUGAUACAUAUUAUUGAUCUACUUUGUGUUAUCAUAUACUGUUCAAAUGAUUGACUUGUAAGUGCUACAUCUUUGAAUAAUAUUUACUGACAAGUAUCUACUACGUUACAUACGUGUUUGCCACUAGUAAAGCUUACAGUAGCCAUUACUCUGGCAUAAUGCUUAAGCUGACCUAUUUCAAUAAAAAUGUCGUACAAUGCCGAUAGGGAAGUUUGCUCCCCCAUUUCUUUACCAUACCAGUUUACCCAUUCAUGAAAAGCAGGAACACCCAACUUAUUACCAUGAUGAGGAAUAGCGCUGUUAUCACAG